CCCUUCAUUUAAUUCUUCAAUUGCUUCCUCAGAAGAUGCUUUGAAGAGAUGAAAAUGGCGGGUUUUUACAGGCUGAUUGUUUUUCUGUCUUUUGUUGUCCUUGUUCAAUCUUCAUGUAAUAGUAAAGACAGAGGGCUUGUCUCCAAAGCGUUUCGCUCUGUCUCUGGAUUCAACAGUUCUUGGUUAGAUUCCCUGGAUUCGAACUGUUCGUAUCAUCUGAUUAAGGAGAUAAAGUUUUCGUCCAGGAAUCUGAGCGGGAUUCUUUCAUGGAUGUUUCUCCGGAACAUGUCGAAGUUGCGGAGGAUUGAUCUGUCCGACAAUUUUCUACAAGGCUCUGUUCCAGGUUGGUUGUGGUCCGUUCCAACCCUGGUCGAUGUCAACCUGUCCAAGAAUGGGUUUGGAGGGGCUGUUGGCUACGAACCCACAUCGGGAAAUGGUUCUGUUUCGUCGAUUCAGACGCUGAACCUCUCAUCCAACAGGUUCACCAACUCUGUUAAGCUUUCUGUUUUUUCAAAACUACAAUUUCUUGACCUUUCGCAUAAUGAUCUUGGUUUUCUUCCGUCUGGGUUCACCAAUCUCACCAAACUCAAAUACCUCGACAUUUCAAAUUGCAAGAUUUCGGGCAGCAUAAAGCCAAUUUCAGUUCUUCGCUCCCUCAAGCACUUAGACGUGUCCAACAAUUCCUUGAAUGGUACGUUUCCUUUUGAUUUUCCCCCAAUUAGUGGCCUCAGGUUCCUCAACAUUUCGCUCAACAACUUUACCGGUUGUGUUCGCUCUGACAAACUCAAUAGAUUUGGGAAAUCUGCUUUUGUACAAUGUGGAACAGGAGCUUCCGUCUUCAAUACUUCAAAUAGGCCUUCAAGUCCAAACAACCCCAUUAGUCCACACUCAAAUUCAAUACCCCCACCUCACAUAAUUGCCCCCAAACACGGACCCCUCCAAGAACACAACAAAAACCGCAAACCCAUUACAAAGUCCAAAGCUUUUGUUCUGGGUUUAUCUUGCUCCUCAGGUUUUCUCCUCGCCUCGAUUGCCUUCUUCAUCUUUUGUGUAUGGAGAAGAAAGAAAUUAGCCAGGAGAAACAAAUGGGCGAUUUCCCAACCGGUUCAACUUCCUUUCAAGAUGGACAAAUCAGGGCCGUUCUCGUUCGAAACAGAGUCGGGGACAUCAUGGGUGGCAGAUAUCAAGGAGCCCACUUCAGCUCCAGUGAUUAUGUGCUCCAAGCCAUUGCUGAACCUAACCUUCAAGGACCUGAUCGCCGCCACGUCACACUUCGGCAAGGACUCUCUCCUCGCCGAGGGCAGGUCUGGACCCCUCUACGGUGCCAUCCUCCCAGGUGACCUCCACGUCGCAAUCAAGGUACUAGAACACGCCAGAGACGUUGAUCAUGACGAUGCAGUCGCCUUGUUCGAAGACCUGUCCAGGCUCAAACACCCCAACCUCCUGCCCCUCGCCGGGUACUGUAUGGCAGGGACGGAGAAACUGGUAUUGUACGAGUUCAUGGCCAACGGGGAUUUGCACCGGUGGCUGCACGAGCUUCCGGCGGGGGUGCCUAACGUGGAGGAUUGGAGCACUGACACGUGGGAGAAUCAUAACAUAACCGGGUCCUACUUCUCAUCACCGGAGAAAACCAACUGGAUCACGCGUCACCGUAUUGCUGUCGGGGUUGCUCGGGGUCUCGCUUACCUACAUCACGUCGGCUCCACCCACGGUCACUUGGUGUCGUCCAACAUCCUUCUAUCUGAUAAUCUCGAGCCACGCAUCGCCGACGUCGGGUUUGGAAACAUCGGGCGCCGAAAAGGAGGAGAUGAUGAGGGAAAUAGCCAAAGCGGCGCCGAAUUUGACGUGUAUUGUUUUGGGGUUAUUUUGAUAGAGCUGUUGACGGGAACGCAGGGGACGGAGGAGAGUGUGAAGCGCGUGAGGAAGUUAGUGAAGGAAGGGGUUGGGAUUGAAGCGCUAGACUCGAGGCUGAGACUGGGCGGUGACUCAGUGAAUGGGAUGGUGGAGAGUCUCCGAGUUGGGUACUUGUGUACGGCGGAGUCACCUGGGAAAAGGCCCACUAUGCAGCAGGUUCUUGGUUUGCUCAAAGACAUACAUCCACUACUAGAUCUAAACUGAGCCAAUUGUUUUGCACGCGCUGCUAGUUUGGUGAUGGAAAGUUCUAGAUUUAUUUUUGUAGAGACCGUAUAUCUUGUUGUCUCUCUAUUUUGGAUUUUUAAUUCUUGUUUCUCUCUUUUGUGGUGUACAGGCAAAAAUUAAAAGAAAAUUGGGUGAAAAGGGAAAAAAAGUGAUGUUUCCUUCUUUGAAUGGGGAAGCAAUUAGAGCAGAGAAUCUCACUUAUUGCUUGUCUCUUCUGCUGGAGGCUCCAUCAUCAACCCAUCGGAUCCAACCCUUUGUUUUUUUAAAUCUUUUUUAUUUCUUUAAUAUUUUUUAUAUUAUUCUUUAUAGCCUUUCUUCUUUUUCUUUAUUGUAUUUUACGCUUUAUUCCAUAUU
Molecule: messenger RNA, 2493 nt
Organism: Rubroshorea leprosula
Lineage: Eukaryota; Viridiplantae; Streptophyta; Magnoliopsida; Malvales; Dipterocarpaceae
Source: the annotation of a GenBank genome assembly